CUUAGCUGUUGCUGUUACCACCUCCAACAACUUUUACUGAAAAAAAAAAUUAUGGCUUCCAAUAAAAUAUAUAUAUCAAAAAUGUUUUAAAAAUGACUAACUGUUUAGUCUAUAUUUUAGUUUUAGGAUUAAUCAACUUUACAAUAUGUGAUGUACGUCUACAAAUCGUUAAAAACACAGAAGACUUUAUAACACCCGUGUCUAACACAGUGGAAGAAAAAGUUGGUGCUACUUUUUCUCUGAUAUGCGAACUGAUUUCGACAGCAAACGAUAAAGAAGUUGUAGAUGACAAUCUAGUAUGGAUCAGGGGACACAGUCCCUCAAACCAGACAAGAUCCAACUCCAUAGGAUCAAACAAGAAUUCUUACACCCGUUUAGGAGGACUGAACAAGUCUGAAAAGAGGUUCGAACCUCUACAGAUUGAAGACAAAGGGAAUUACUAUUGCGUUAGCCGCAAGUUUAACUUAUCAAAAAAUGUGCAUAUCUUAGUUAUAGACAAUAUAAAAAGGAACGAGUUGCGACCUAUGAGAGAAACAAUAUUUUGUACUGAUCAGAUGUUCCACUGCAUGUCCAAUGGGGUGUGUAUAAUUCCCCAUUAUGUGUGUGACGGAAUCCCGGAUUGUAAAGAUGGAUCUGACGAAAACCAAUGCAACGGUAAUCCGUGUAGAGAUAAAAUACCAUGUGACGACGGCAGAUGUAUACCAAGCAGUUGGUGCUGUGAUAGACACCAUGACCAAAACUGCACUGUUACCAACAGGCCUAAAUGUUGUCAAGUAUUAUCGGAAUCUUAUGAAGAACUAGAGUAUGGUGGUCCGAAUGUGAGCCACCCUCAGCAUAGCGGUGCCAGAUAUUUAUUUAUAUCUGUCUGUAUUGUCAGCAUCCUCUUCUCUAUCGUUCUCCUUCUUCUCAUAGUCUCGAAAGUCGUCAUAUUUGCCAAGAAAACCGCACUACAACAGCAACGUCACAACUUGUGCGAGAACAUUGCACUGCGCAACCAAACAAACGUCAAUAUAAUCCGCGCUAACUUCACGCCCACUAAUAUAUAUACCGUGCGGGGCAACUCCCGUACCCCUCGCUCAAACGAACGAAACAUAAUCAUAGACACUUCGGACGUUAACGAUCCCUUACUAUUCAAUGCGGCCAGGUUUAACGUUAGCAACACGGGUGGUUUCAACGAUCAACCGCCUUCGUACGUCGACGUUCUGAGAAAUAACAGAUUGAUAAGCGAACCUCCACCUCCGUACACAAGUAGAGAGAUACUUAACGUAAAUGAGGAGAGACAGGAAAGAAUAUGACAGGCUUCUGUGUUACGUUUAUUGUUACAACUCCUCCCUUUUGACCGUAACCGCCAAGUUACAAGUUAAAUGCACUUUUUACCCAAGGGAGGAGUUUCUAACGAGUUCCCGAGAUUAUUUAUUGUUUGGUAGCGAUCUGUUUAACAAAGCUUCUCUUAAAUUUUAUCCGUUAACUUUCUCGUCACUAUUAUGACAAGACAAGUAUUAUUAUAUACUCUAGUGAUCUGUUACUGAAAUUACUUGAUGGAUUGUUGGUAUGUAUUCUUAAGUACGAUGUCCUUCGGCUCAGAAUGUACAUAUACAUAUAUUUUACAUAUCUUAAGCAAUAUCUGUUAGUGUAUGAAUUCGUUUUAAGUAUUAUCUGACUCGAUAACGGUGCCCGCAAUGUUUUCACAGGGACGAGGUUUUAGAUCAUCGCAAAUUUUUUAAAUAUUUAUUUUUCUUUGUACAAGUACUUAAAGAAAUGUAGCGUACAUUUUUUGUUUUUCUGUCCUGUUGUAAACAUUGUUGGAUUAUUUUGUUUUAUAUAGUUGAUAAAGAUGUUCUAUUUUCUGCAAAAAUAUACUCUAAGGCUAUGCGUUUUAUCAUAUGAACUUCAAAUUACGAACUUUGCAAUCAGACUGUAUUUUUUGGUACUGUUAGUACAAAUAAAAUUUUGAGAUUGAUAUAUUUUGGUAAA
Molecule: messenger RNA, 1974 nt
Organism: Anoplophora glabripennis (Asian longhorned beetle)
Lineage: Eukaryota; Metazoa; Arthropoda; Insecta; Coleoptera; Cerambycidae
Product: low-density lipoprotein receptor class A domain-containing protein 3-like
Exons: 6
Coding region: 93-1295 (400 amino acids)
Cellular component (GO): plasma membrane
Molecular function (GO): protein binding
Source: RefSeq, a predicted model, not a curated record